AUGGGGUCCCAACCACUGGAACUGAGCAAGCUUCCGGAGAACCAUGAUCCCAUGCAGCCUUACAAGGUCGAGAAGUUCGACGAUGGCCUGAGCUACGAUACUCUUCAGGUCCACGCAGGCCACAGGCCCGACAAGGAGACACAUGCAAGAGCAGUCCCAAUUUAUAACAGUGUGCCAACGGUUGCAGUGUUUGAGAAGCGAGCUGCUGCUCUAGAGGGUGGUACCGCGGCCGUGGGCACAUGUUCCGGACAAGCUGCUAUUUUCAACACCAUCAUCUGCCUCGCUGGGGCCGGCGACAAUGUAGUAGCGUCAAUCAACCUCUAUGGCGGCACCUACAGCCUUUUCAAGACCCUGCUCCCUCGCCUGGGAAUUGAGGUGAGAUGGGCCAAGCUUGAGACGAGGGAGGAGUAUGCCAAGCACAUCGACGAGAAGACCAAGCUCUUUUUCGUCGAGAGUAUCGGCAAUCCUCGCUGCAGCAUCCCUGAUCUCCAAGGUCUGGCCGACGUUGCUCAUGAGAAUCACAUCCCGUUUGUUGUUGACAACACAUUCGGUGCAUGCGGCACAUGGUGCAGACCCAAGGACUUUGGCGCCGACAUAAUCUUGCACUCAGCCACCAAGUGGAUGGGCGGCCACGGCACCACAGUCGGCGGCGUCAUCAUUGACUGCGGCACAUUCGACUGGGGCGCUGCCGGCGAGCGAUUCCCUCGGAUGAUCCACAAGGACGGGCCGAUGAGCUUCUCAUACUGGAAAGCCUUUGGCAACAUCUCGUUCGCCAUGGCAAUGAGAAUCGACAUCCUGAUGGAAGUAGGAUCGAUAUUGAGCCCGGCGUCGGCGCAGCAGUUGCUGAUCGGGAUGGAGACGCUGAGCUUGCGGUGUGAGCGACACGCUAGCAACACGAUUGCGGUCGCUCGCUUCUUGGAGGCGCACCCGAGAAUCGCGUGGGUCAACUAUCCAGGCCUCGAGAAGAACCAGUACCACGAGAACGCAAAUAAGUAUCUGAAGAACGGCUACGGAGGCGUCCUCUCCUUUGGCCCGAAAGGUGGUGAUGUGGCAAGCAAGAUGCUGCUGAACUACGUCAAGGUCAUUUCUCACCAGACAAACGUCGGAGACUCCAAGACAUUGGCUACGCACCCAUGGAACUCGACACAUGUUAUCAUGUCCGAGAAAGACAGGCGAGAGGCCGGCAUCACCCCAGCGUUUAUCCGGUUCUCGGUCGGCACUGAGGACGUGCGGGAUAUCAUUGGGGAUCUCGACCAAGCGCUGAAUGCGCUCCCCCAAGAUAUCGUGAACGCGCACGAUGAGAAACUGGAGGCAAAGUUCACAAACGGUGUCAACGGUGUCAACGGCGACACCACGAUGGCUGACGCUGUACCGAUCACGAACGGGAAGGUAGACUACACUGAUGCGGAUGUGUCCUUGUCAAAGUCAAACGUCCCCCUGGGCCGGCAGACUGCUGUGGGAAAUUGGUGA
Diaporthe citri is the source of this 1470-nucleotide messenger RNA. RefSeq lists its product as uncharacterized. The record is from RefSeq and is a predicted model, not a curated record. Bases 1 to 1470 code for a protein of 489 amino acids. The transcript is spliced from 6 exons. Gene Ontology annotation, molecular function: pyridoxal phosphate binding; transferase activity, transferring alkyl or aryl (other than methyl) groups. Lineage: Eukaryota; Fungi; Ascomycota; Sordariomycetes; Diaporthales; Diaporthaceae. Gene Ontology annotation, biological process: transsulfuration.